This is a messenger RNA of Oncorhynchus nerka (sockeye salmon), 333 nucleotides long. RefSeq names its product prominin-1-A-like. Bases 82 to 333 code for a protein of 83 amino acids. Gene Ontology annotation, molecular function: cholesterol binding. The transcript has 3 exons. The record is from RefSeq and is a predicted model, not a curated record. Gene Ontology annotation, cellular component: microvillus; prominosome; apical plasma membrane. NCBI's taxonomy places the organism in Eukaryota, Metazoa, Chordata, Actinopteri, Salmoniformes, Salmonidae.
CUGUGUAACAUACUAACUGUGUAACUCUGUGUAACAUACUAACUGUGUGUUCUGCUGUUGCAGCCAGAGAACGUUGUCUUAAUGCUACAGACGAUCUACUAUGAGGCGGGCUUCCUGGUGUGUGUGAGUCUGGGCUGUGUAUUCCUGGUGUUGACCCCCGUGGUAGGACUGUGUUUCUGUGUGUGUCGCUGCUGUGACAACUGUGGAGGGGAGAUGCACCAGAGACAGGGGAAGAACCCAGACUGUCAGAGAGGAUUCUACACGGCCGCUCUCAUCACCACCUCCAUAUUCAUCACGACUGGGGUGCUGAUAGCGCACGCUGCCAGGACCUGA